This is a messenger RNA of Paramecium tetraurelia, 1047 nucleotides long. RefSeq lists its product as uncharacterized. Gene Ontology annotation, biological process: peptidyl-serine phosphorylation; signal transduction; endocytosis. Gene Ontology annotation, molecular function: ATP binding; protein serine/threonine kinase activity. The record is from RefSeq and is a predicted model, not a curated record. Gene Ontology annotation, cellular component: nucleus; cytoplasm. The transcript is spliced from 3 exons. NCBI's taxonomy places the organism in Eukaryota, Ciliophora, Oligohymenophorea, Peniculida, Parameciidae.
AUGACACGACAUUCUUAGAUUAUCAACACCCACAAAACCAUAUCCUCAGUUGAUGAUCUUCCAGGUUUAAGUAUACAUGAGAAGCUAUUUAAAGGAGGAUAUGGUACAAUAUUCAAGGGUGUGGAUCACACUACAAAAUAAGAAAUUGCUAUCAAAUAUUCUAAGUUUGACUUAUCUAAUGAAUACAAAAUUAUGAAAAAGUUAUCACAUAUACCAGGAAUUCCUAAAGCAUACUCUUUAGGAGAAUAAAGCAAAUCUACAUAUUUAAGCAUGGAAUAUUUAAAUUCAGAUCUGCAUACUCUAAGGGCUAAACUGAAAUAACUCUCUUUAAGAAGCAUCUGCUGUAUUGCCAUCAAAGUACUCGAAAUAUUGAAAGAAGUUCAUGCUUUAAAUAUUGUACAUAGAGAUAUCAAGCCUACAAAUCUAAUGAUAAAAUCACUUGAAGAUUCAUAAAUAUAUCUGAUUGAUUUUGGGAUAGCUAAGGAAGCUGACUAAUUUGUGUAUACUGAAGAAGUGGAAGGCACUCUGCUCUACGAUCCUCUUUAGGUGCAUAGAAGAUAACCCUACAGAUUCAUUGACGAUAUUGAAAUGCUUGCAUACACCCUUGUAUUUCUGUAUAAAGGUAAAAUAGCGUUGAUCAUAGGUCACCUACCGUGGAUGAAAUUUCCAAACAACAUACUUUACAACGAGGAGGUGAUGAGACAUAAGGAAUCCUAUCUGAGUUCUAAAACCAUGAGCAGACUUCCUUUUGCUGAACUCUUUGGGUACAUCAAGUGGAAUCAAAAUGUUAAUAGACCAGAUCAUGAUUUUUUGAUUUCAUUAUUUAAGAAGAUCUUGGCAGACAAUAAAAUGCUGGAGAACUACCUGUAUGAUUGGGUUGAAAAUAUCACUCCUCUUACAUCUUCUAAAACAAAGACAACUAUCAGUAUAUUCAAUUACUUUUGUGAUGAGAAUGAACAUAGUUAAACAGACUUAUCUGAUGAUGAAGAAAGCCAAGUUGUUUUUACGUUGACAAAAUAGGUUUACAAAUUCUUUUAAAAGGAAUGA